Molecule: messenger RNA, 420 nt
Organism: Protopolystoma xenopodis
Lineage: Eukaryota; Metazoa; Platyhelminthes; Monogenea; Polystomatidea; Polystomatidae
Source: the annotation of a GenBank genome assembly
AUCGGCCAGUUCCACCCAAUUGAAGUUGUCAGUCUUCAGCGCAACCGACAGCCCCAUCGUAUUGUCCGAUCGGGUCAAAACGCUUCAAUUUCGCUUCGCUUCAUGUCACCAAAAUUAUGCCCCAUCGAUUCUGUCUCUUCAUACAGCACUCCAUUAGCGGACUCAUUAGAUGAUAUGUCUCGCCUUUUGGCUGACCCAAUAUGCAAAACUACUGGUCAAUUUCUCACGUUGCCAAAAAUAUGCGCUCCAUCUGAUGAUGGAAUGUUGGGCCUUGCCGAAUCAUUGGGCGCUUUUCCAUUACAUUUACGAACGCUGCGAUACCAGAUCCAAAUGAAUGUGGAUGACUCGAAUACCAGGAAAUCGAAAAGACCCGAGAUCUCUUCUCCACAUGAAAUGCAGCCAAAAAGUGAGAUCCCAUAA